Molecule: messenger RNA, 1740 nt
Organism: Mesorhabditis spiculigera
Lineage: Eukaryota; Metazoa; Nematoda; Chromadorea; Rhabditida; Rhabditidae
Source: the annotation of a GenBank genome assembly
AUGGCUACUUUGGAAGAACAGGAUAAAGAAAAUGAAAAGGUUACCAUGGAAAAAGACACGUACGCAGCGGAUGAAGAAGCCAGCACAUCAGCACAGCCUGAAAAGAACGUUGACGAGCCGGUCAGUGCGCCCCCAGCAACAUCCCAGGCUUCAACUUCCGAUUUUCGAGCCUUGAUUCUGGGGCGGCUCGAUAGCCAAGCCCGAAAAAUGAACCAGUUCGAGCCCAUUUUCAACGCUUACACCCAAGUAUGCGAUGAGGGUAUUCGUGCCCAAAGACAAUCCCGAAACAGUCUUUCCCAGCUGGACUCCGCUGGAGAUUCAUUGCAAUCCGCGCAAUUAGAAGCUCUACGCCAUGAACUAAGCGAUGUCUAUAAAAAGAAGAGCAUCAAUGACCAGGCGCUUUUGGAACAUAAGAAAGAGUUAGAAGAACGAAGCAAGCAUCUAUCCCAGGUGCAAACGCAAUUAGCAAAAGCACUCGACGAAAAUAAAAAGUUUGCGCAGAGAAUAGCAGAGCUUGAAGUGGAAUUGGCUAAAAAUAAAGAAGAACAGACAGCGAUCAGGGAUGAAUGGUUAGCACUGAAGGCGUCGAGUGCUACAAUCGAGGGAAAAGCGCUGGAGCUCGAGAAAGAAAGAUGCCAGCUUAUCACGAGGAUUCGGGACUUACAGCAAACUCAAGCAACAUUUCUGAAUGAUGAGCUCGAGCGGCAUCAGGCCCAACAAAGGAAGAAAAUCCAAGAUGAUAUUGCCGCGGCUAUGUCGGCUGUGGGGCAAGCUGUGGAUGCGACGAAUGCUGUAUCAGGAUCUCCGCCAGAAAAAGAGGGAAGAGGUUUUAGCGUCAUAGCUGAUGUAUUGCCAGAGCGAAAAACAGCCAAAUUCGAGGCGAACGAUGGUGAGGUGACGGAUGUGGCCUUCAUUAGCGAAUCACUGGCUGCUACAGCAGGCAGUGACAAAAAGAUCAUUCUAUGGAAAAUAUCUCCUGGAGGAAGAGUUCAAAGGCAUACGGUCUUGACUGGGUCAAUGCAGACAAUCACCCGAAUCGACAUCAACCCCGAGGAUAAAAAGUUGCUGCUCGGCUCGAGUAACGAUCAUAUGGCCCGCAUAUGGAAUGUGGACACGCAGAGAUCGGUCUCAACUUUAUCCGGUCAUAAUGACAAAGUGUCCGUGGCUCGGUUCUUCUCCUCCCAUCAAGUUGUUACCGGAUCGUAUGAUCGCAUGCUCAAGCUUUGGGAUGCGUCAGCUAGCAAAUGUUUGAAGUCCUACUUCCCUGGAUCAACGGUUCUUGAUCUCGUGGUAUGCCGAUCCUACUUCGUUUCUGGCCACUUCGAUCGGAAGUUGAGAGUUUGGGACGGACGCACGGCCGAGCCAGCUCAAUUAUUGGAAAUGGGAGGCAGGGUCACCGGCCUUUUCAAGACCUCAGACGACAAUCAGCUGCUGGUGUUGUCCCGCGACGAUACUCUAUCGCUUUUGGAUAUCCGGUCACUCCAGCAACUUCAUCUAUAUUCUUCCGAACCAUUCCGAACCGGCGGAGAUAUGGCUAGAUGCGUUGUGUCUCCUAACAUGUCAUAUUGUGCUGCAGGAAGUGCUGACGGUGGAAUUUACAUCUGGAACUUGAGGACAACAAAGCUGGAGACCGUACUCAAUCGUAACGGACAUGAAAACACAGUCCUUUCACUAGCUUGGUGCCCGACUGGACAAGGCCUGAUGAGUUGCGAUAAGCAAAAGACUGUCUGCGUUUGGGAA